GAAACACAUGCUCGCGCACAUCUGUUUUAUCUUCGUCUCUUCGUCGUUCUUUCUAUUUGUUAUGUAUCCGCAAUUGUGCGGACGAUGAUCAGAAUUUGCAAUUGAUUUUACAACAGCUGAUUGGGUAUAAAUUAUUGUCAGACAAAGAUGCGUUUUACGUAAUUUGUGCGCAGUUUAAUCGGUAGCGUGAAUGAAAAGCCCAGACCGGUGCGAGGUGUUACGUAGUAUCGGCGCAGUCCGAGGUUAUCUGUAAGAAAAUCCGACGUCCUGAAUAAAAGUGAAUGAACUAAUUGCGUUCUGUGGAAAAUACAUGACAUAUCGUUGAAAGCGAUGUACAUGUGGAAAAUAACCGGUCAUACUCUCAAACGUUUUAACACCAGUUACAGUCACGGCAAUGGUAGGUUAGCACUCGUUUUGGAGCAUUGGAGUUCCAAAUCGCAAAGUGGUAAAUUCAAUGGCUAUCGCAAGAGAAUAAGCUUGUGGUUUCGGGAACAAAGCACGCAGGUAGCUCAGGCCUGCAAACGACAAUUUGAGUUCGUAGCUGCCCAGCGUAUCAGGAGAUAUAUACAGAUAUUUCACCUCUACACAAGAAUAUGGGAUGAGGUGGCAUUGAGGGAAUUUAUGAGGUCAUGGAGACUAAGGGUCGCCAAGAAUGCCAAGAAUUUUUUAAUUAGUGCAGCCGGUGUGUCUAUGUACAAUUGGGAUCGCGAUAGAAUAAAUGACGAAGAAAUUAAUAGAUACAACAACGAAAUUGAAGGAAUUUACCGAUUGCGAGACUCUACAGUGAUUUGUGCAAAAUGCCAUCUGCGAAUUGUUAUUGAUGUUGUACAGCCUGAUGUAAAAUAUUGUAAAUGUUCAUGUCAGUCUUUUGCUUCUUCUAAUGAUGAUCCAGAUAGUUGGCAACCUUUCAUCGAGCGUCAAGACAUGUUGAUAUGGCGAAAACAAGAACCUGAUUCCGGAGGAUUAUUUGCGUACAAAGUAUACGGUUCGUUCUCCGAUGUCACCGCCGACGAUUUCCUACAAGUACAAAUCGAUGUAGAUUAUAGAAAACAAUGGGAUCCUACUGCUCAGGAGUUGCAGAUUAUUGAGACUGAUCCCAAGUCAGAAUUAUCUGCCAAUAACAGCACUGAUAUUAUUCACUGGGAAAUGAUUUGGCCUAAAUUAUUUUCAAAUAGAGAUUAUGUGUAUCAACGACGAUGGGUCGUAGACAGAGAGAAGAGACUUGUAGUUAUUGUCAGCCGAGUGACGGAACAUCCUGAUGUACCAGAAAGGCGGGGAAUUUAUAGAGUGAGAACAUAUUGGUCGUACAUGGUGAUAAAACCUUACACAGAAUUCCACGAGCCAGGUAUUGAAUUUGGACUCACUUAUUUCGACGAUCCUGGUGUCAAUGUGCCAUCUGCUGUUACUACAUGGGUAGCACUGAGAGGUUUACCAGAUUUCUUAAUUCGCAUGAGGCAGGCCUCGAAGGAUUAUCAGAAAUAUAAAUUGACACAAAACGCACCUGCAUCGAAUAGUGAUCAUCUUCCGUUAUCUGAAGAGGAUGUUUCCAAAGAGCAAAUCAAGGUCGAUGUAGAAGAGAACGAUAAAAAAUCAAUGAGGGAUUAUGAAGAUGAAGAUGAAGAAGACGAUUCCACCAACGAUACUGACAAUUUAGAUCUGAUAACUAAUGUGCAGCAAGAAAAUGAUGUAGCUGAAAACAAGGACACUAUCAAUUCUACGCCCAAAGAAGAGCAAGGUUUACUACAUUAUUUCUACAUCACGAAAUUAUUUGCGUCUUUGGACACUUGACAUUUGAAUUUAAUGGAGUAACUUUGACUAGUUAGAUUUUAAUGUAAUUUUCUAUACAAAGAAUAAUGUUAUCAGUAAAAACAUAAAACAUAUUCAUGAAUGAUAAUACUGUGGAACACAAAUAAUGUUUCAUUGACGUAUAUUGGAAAAAUAGUGCUUUUAUAUGUAGCAGAACGAAUAUGACAAACUUCGCAUUUUCUUUCAAACAAUAAGUUUUCACUUUUUAUUAGAAAAAGGAAUAAUACCAAGUAAACAGUGAGUGGGACUGAUCAGAUGCGUCAUUGAUUUUAGUCUGCUCAUUCAUCGCAUAUUCAUAUUAUCUGUUGUGAACUGCAAUAAGAGAGCAAACAUAAUGUAGUUAGUUUUAAAUCACAAUGGAAACAUGAACUGAAAGUUGUUUGGAUUUAACAAUUUAUGUGGAUCUGUAAAAAGUAAGCAGAAUUCAUAGUAUUCUCAAACAUAAAUCAACUAAAAUAUAAUUAUGUAUUAUUCAUAUAGUUAUAUAUGUAAAAUAUAUACCACAAUGUAAAUACAUUAUAUAAUAUAUAUGCAGGCUAGUCUUCUUACACUAUUCAAUUCAUAUAAGGAAUCAGCGUAGAAGAUAAUCAUUUUUUCGUUAAUGUAAUAAUGUAAAUGAAUUA
This is a messenger RNA of Linepithema humile (Argentine ant), 2429 nucleotides long. RefSeq names its product stAR-related lipid transfer protein 7, mitochondrial-like. Gene Ontology annotation, molecular function: lipid binding. NCBI's taxonomy places the organism in Eukaryota, Metazoa, Arthropoda, Insecta, Hymenoptera, Formicidae. The record is from RefSeq and is a predicted model, not a curated record.